AUGGAGAUGAACCAAUUAUUGUCGCCACAAACCACCUGCACACACGGAGAUAGAACCAGAGCAACAUCAGCGUAUGAACGGCAGCAACAGUCUAAGCAGGCGGUGGAAUGCAACCAUACAGAACAGAUCAUACGAGCAGAUGGCGGAACAGCGAUGGCACAGUACCGGAUGAAGAGCAAACUGCAUACCACAGUGUUAUGGUUGGUAUUGCUGCAGCUGCUGCCGCUCCCAUACGUGCAGGUUGGCUUAACGUUGGCCAAAACGCAAACAAGACAAUCGUGCGAUAAAACGCGACGCAUCUUCACUCAAUCGUACGGUGAAAUCAGCGACGGACCGGCCGGUUCUAAUUACACACAGGAUUCUCACUGCGAGUGGCUGAUAAGGGCGCAUAAUGAUAGUCAAUUUAUAACGCUCAAAUUUCGCAGCAUGGGCACCGAGUGCUCGUACGAUUACAUCUUCAUCUACGAUGGUGACUCGUUCCGGUCACCACUGUUGGGUAGCUUUAGUGGCAAUACGGAACCACAGCACGUGAUCGCUAGCUCUGGUAGUAUGCUCAUUUUGCUAUACAGCGACACUAAUUACGUGCUGGAAGGCUUUCGGGCAGAGUUUUCUGUUACGAACUGUCCCAACAACUGCACCGGGAAUGGACGAUGCGUUGAGCAUGCGUGUGCUUGUGAUCGUGGAUGGAUCGGAUACGAUUGUAGCUUGGAUGCGUGCCCGCGCCGGUGUGGAGAGGCCGAAGGUCGGGGGACGUGUGCGAGUGAUCGCUGUGAAUGCUCAAAAGACUACGUGGGCCAAGCGUGUGGUCUUCACCGCUCAACUCCCACUCCGAGGGAGUGGCACUGGAUAUCCAACUCUAAAAAUGGAUUACCACCAAGGGCCGCCCAUACAGCCGUCUACUACGAACCAUCCGACGCUCUGUACGUGUUCGGUGGAUACAAUCUGAACGAAGUGUUUGACAGUUUGUACGUAUUCCGAUUCGAGGGAAACCACUGGGAGGAUGAGUGGGGCAUCCGGGUCGAUCAGAACCACACCGAACCAUCUUCCGAGGAGGAAAAGUUUUUCCGCCGGACACAGUUUCUCGAGGAAGAGUCGGAACGUUUGUCACGAGCCGAGCCAAAUUUCCUGAGCAAUGUCAUAUACACGCUUGCGGACAAUCGAACCGGUAGCAUCGGGUACGGUGAAGGACUUUCGAACGGAACACGCCCAGCUGGACGGUAUGGACAUGCUGCUGCUGCCGUUGGCGAUGGGUUUGUUAUUUUCGGUGGAAAGUUAGGAAUCAAUGGCGACCUGGCGAAUGAUCUCUGGCUGUAUAAUGUGUCGCACAAUGGUGGGACUUGGUUCGAGCGUGCUACGGAUUCAGCUGUUCGACCACCAGCUCUAACGCGGCAUACUUUAACGCCUGCCGGGGAGUAUCUUUACGUGUUCGGUGGUGCAAUGGAAGAUGGAGAGUUCUCAUCGAAACUGUUCCGGAUACGACUCGUGCCGGAUGCACCGGAAGCGGAUCAAUGGGAAGAAGUAGUCCCACGGGGUGGAAAAUCGCUAGAUGUGCGUAUGGUCGCACACACAACUUCGUACCAGCGCGCAACGAACUCUCUCAUCGUGUACGGUGGAUUGUUAGCGAAUGUGGCCCGUUUUUCACGUCUAUCAGAGAGGAUGUUCGCAUUUCAACUUGAUCACAAGCAUUGGGCAGAGCUGCAGUAUCCCCGGACCGCCCUGCACGAUGGAUAUGCGCCACGGGAACGUGCUUUCCACACGACCAAUAUUAUUGGCAAUUAUCUGAUCGUUUUUGGUGGUUAUUCGCACAAACACAAUAAGGAGGAAAUAUGUUACGAUAAUCAGAUGUAUCUGUACCAUCUCGGAUGUCACAGUUGGGUUAAUCCGGAAGUGCUUGGACCUGGGACGGGUAGUAAAUACCGCUAUCCGAAGAAGCAGGGCGUAUUUGCUCAUGCGGCUGCUGUGCGGAAAGGAAACACACUGCUCGUUGUUGGUGGUUACCAUGGCAAUGUGAAUGGCGAUUUGCUGGCCUACUCGCUGCCGCUUAUGCUGGUGGUGCACGAUGAUGUGAUGUAUGCACCGGAAGCGGCCUGUCCUCGGCAUACGUCGUUUAACGAGUGUUUGGCCGAUUUGGAGUGUGGUUGGUGUUCGGCGGAUAGUGUGUGCUAUGGAAGAACGAUCGGUGCGAACUGUACUACGAAUCUGCAGACAACACGCUGUAAGGGAAUUUGUUCCGUGUUGGGUGACUGUCAUUCGUGCCUUGUUCACGGAACAUCAACGCUAGACGAAGAAGAUGGAGAAGUAACCCGCAAAGGAGGCAAACUGCAACACAUGCAAUCUAUAGCGCACAAGCUAGGUCUCGAUCGUUGUACUUGGUGCGUGCAGAAUGCUCGCUGUCAUCACAAGGACGACAACUAUGGCGUAUGUGGCGAGGACACACCAUCCCAAAAGCCUGGAUGGUGGGGUUCUAAAGGCACGGAAGUUACGAAACCGAGCGAAUGCACGGCACAAGAUAAACGGCCCGGACUAACCUUCCUGAAGUAUCUUUAUCCGAUGAACAUUUCCAUGCCGGAUGCGGUGAUGAUCGUGAACGCUACAAUGGCGGACUUUACAUCACCACCAACAAACACCCCAACGGAACAGCAGCUCGGUGGACAGGUUGUGGCCCGGUUGCUUGGUUUUAUACGCUUCCCACAAAUUACGGAUCAUUCGAUUGCACUACUAAAACCGUGCGUUAGCCAUGCCGAUGGGGUUCUUCGUACAGUGCGUGUAUCGACUGCGGUACAGCGGAAAAGUGAUGCGAGUUGGUCGAGCUCUCCCCUAACUACGCUCGACAUGGACACGCUGGUGACGACAAACAUAACUGCGAACGAUAGUGUUUGCGAGAUCGUAAAGUGGAACGAUCGGGCAAAUAUUUUAGUGGACUUCCAGGCACAAAGAAACAAUCGUAUCGGCGGAUAUUUCGGUGGAUCCGGUGGGCAUCAUCAUCAUCAUCAUCACGGACAUUAUGCGGAUUUAAGUAAAAUGAGUCUACAACACUUUUACGGUAGUGUACUGCAAGCGUUCACAUUCGAAUUUCUCGAACCCUACUCGAACGGUACGGAUUGUGGUUCGUACGGUAACUGUCUCGAAUGCUUGUCGGAUUCGGCGUGCGGUUGGUGUGAACUUACAAAUGGUUGUUUAUCACGCCGAGCAAACGAACCGGAAGCUUGUCGCCGGGGGACGAACUGGCGCUAUCUAACCAUCCAACCGGCACACUGCUCGAAUUGCUCAAACUUUGUAUCCUGCGAGCAGUGUAUCGGCCAUUCGGUGAACCAGUGCGAAUGGUGGACGGAAGAUGCAACGUGCGCGAGAAGAGGACGUUCGGAUAUUGCUGUAAGAACACUCGAUCGCUGCCCGAUUCCAUGCUACCAGCGAACGGAUUGUUCCGCGUGCUUGAAUGACCGUGGUCGGUGUGUUUGGUGUGAAGCCACCAGCCAGUGUUUUUCCUUCUCGGUGUACACGAGCGAGUAUCAGUUCGGGAUGUGCCGGGAGUGGCUUGAUCAAACGCUUCCAAUUACCGUUCCGCCGGUGAUCGAGCAGGAUGGAACGGGUGUUCCGAUGGUGCAGCAGUGUAAAUCGUGUGCAAGUCAUCAGAAUUGUUCGUUUUGUCUACGAUCACUCAGUUGUGGUUGGUGUUACGAUACGGACAAUCCAAUUAAUGGAGUUUGUAUGCAAGGUGACUUCAACCGAUCAACGCAAGGACUGUGCGGCAGUGGACAAAUGCUUCUGCUGGGAUCAUCGAACACGACGGAUGAACCGGUACGAACGAGCUGGGCCUACGCGCAGUGUCCGGAUGUGGAUGAGUGUGAGCUGCGACUGCACGACUGUCACGAACAGGCCGAAUGUAGCAAUACACACGGCUCGUAUAGCUGCAAAUGUCGCAAGGGUUUCGUCGGCGAUGGUAUCCGCAACUGUCAGCAAACGUGUUACGAGCCGUGCAUACAUGGACGCUGCUCUGGGGCUCCUGACUUCCAAUGUCUUUGUCAUCUGGGAUGGACUGGAAUCGGUUGCAGUGUAAACUGUGCAUGCAAUAACCAUUCUACGUGUCUGCAGGGUGUUGGCAAAUGUGAUCGGUGUCUUAACUGGACAGAGGGUGAGUUUUGUGAGCGUUGCAGUCCGGGAAGUUUCGGUAAUGCGACGACCGAUGCUGGCUGUCAGCGGUGCAAUUGUAAUGGACAUGGAAAUGUCGCUCUCGGGAUCUGUGAUGCGAAGACAGGGGAGUGCUACUGUCAGGAUUACACUGAGGGAUUAAGGUGUGAGGUUUGCAAUCGGAACUUUUACGGAGAUCCAAAAGAUGGUGGUCAGUGCUAUCAUCAGUGUGCUUCGCGCGGUGUAUUGACGCAGGUUGGUACGCAAGGACUCGGUUCGUUUCAAUCGUAUCGAUCAAGCUGGAGUGGACAGGAAACACGUGAAUGUUUGUGGAUCGUGAGUCCGCAGGGACGUGGAGAAAGUGGGGGUGCUGUUGGGACUGUAUCAACGGAAUUGCGGAACGCGAUCAUACAGAUCGAGAUCGAACCGGAGCGAAUGAAUGUAACCUGUGGAGAAAAUGCGGUCUAUGUGUAUGAUGGACUUCCCGAUCUUACUGGUGUUGCACAACAGAAGCAACUGAUCGCGGUAUUUUGCAGCGAAGAACGUGGUUCUUGGAUUGCGGAAGCACGCUCAGGACAUUUAACUGUACACUUCAAGAAAGGACCAUCUCCUGAACAAGGAUUCAAUGCGAUCUACUCCGUGCUGAGUUGUGCUGCGGCUAGCUGCCAACGACCGUACCUCUGUUCCGAUGAUGGACGUUGCUUGUGUCCGAAAGGUUUUACGGGACCUCGGUGUAUGAUGCGAAUCUGUCCAUCGGAUUGCAAUGAGGAAAGUAAGCGUGGCACCUGUGACAAUGCUUACGGACGGUGUAUCUGUGCAGCCGGUUACGGUGGAGACGAUUGUUCGCUGAUGGUGAAACCUUCCAGUGUGGUGUUUACGGAGCUGUUCAAUUCGUAUCUGGUGUCGGAAAGUUUCGAACAUCUGCGGAAAACGCUACCCCGGUUUGGCCAUUCGCUGGUGGCUGAUCGUCGAGGAUCGCUGUGGAUGUUUGGUGGUUACUCGCUGUCGCAUGGACCGCUGAACGAUAUACGACAAUUUGACACGAAGAACAACACAUGGAUGCAGGUAACCGUUGACUCCAGCCCGGAGGAUCGUAUGCCGCAAGGACGGUACUACCAUGCAGCAGAAAUCAUUGGCAGUCGACAGGCGAUCUACGUAUACGGCGGGCUCUCACGCAACGGAACACUGGACGAUCUGUGGCAGUUUGGCCUACAGACUCAGCGCUGGAGCUUGGUAGUGCCACAAAACGAUACACGUCCACCAGCACUUGCCGGACACACGCUAACAGCUGUUGGGCGUGAAGAAUUAUUGCUUCUGAUAGGAGGCUACUCCAUUGACCGAGGACUGCAAGGGCUAGUUUGGUUGUUUAAUCUUGCCACAACUAGCUGGUCGGUGGUUACGACACACGGAUCAUCGCCGGGUGGAAUUUACGGUCACACGGCAGUAUACCAUUUACCAAGCUCGGCCGUGUACGUAUACGGUGGAGUACGCAAGAUGCAGGAUGGUAGCAAAUCCGUUGUAUCAAAACGUUUGUACGCCUUCAGCAUUCCUACGCGCCGUUGGACGGAACUGCCAUCUUUCAACUUCCAAGAUGUAGCUGAGUAUGUGCCACCGGGACGCUACCUUCAUUCGGCAGUUGCAACCGAACACUAUAUGCUGGUGUUUGGUGGACGAGCCGCUAGGAACGGUACGGUGUCGCUGGCCCGCGAAGAAGUAAUGGUUGCGUAUGUUUACCGGUGCAAUCAGUGGAUCCGUUUGGCGAAGGAUGCGGAAAAGGUUGGUGGAAGCUACGGAAUUACGUACGCCCAAGCGAUGGCACAGGAUCCGGAAGGUGGUUCAAUCUACGUGGUAGCCGGCUGGGAUGGUAGCAAUCAUUGUCGGGUAAUGCGUAUCGAUCUACCGAUGGAUAUAUGUGAUCUGUGGAGUGGUUCGAAGUACAAUUGCAGGCAGUACUCCGGGUGUAGCUUCUGCUCGGUGAAAGGCAUCCCAGGCGAAAUGACUUCACACUGCUUCUCGGCUGGUGGAUCGUACCAUGCCUGUGAAGGGUAUAAUGGAACGAUCUCCUUCAAUAGUGGAGCUUCGUGUGAUGAAAAGUGGAUCAGUGUGAGAGAUUGUACUUCGUUUGACACCUGUUCGGCGUGUUUGGCGAGCUAUCCAUGGCACGGUGAGACCGAAUCGCCGUGCAAAUGGUGCCCGGAUUGUCAUCCAGUUUUUAGCUGCGUCGGACGAUCGGCAGACUGUGGUACGCACAGUGGAUGUUCCGCUAAUCAGACGGCAUUAACCGCGCAGGACGAAUGUCCUGGGUUGCCGGGAAAAGGAUGUGUGGCGGAUGAUUGUGAAAGUUGCGAAGCUUUGGCGGGAUGUCGUUGGGAGGUGGAACCAGGCGGAGCAAGGUAUCGCUGUCGGGAAGUGGCUGCAGUGGAUGAAGUUGAGACGAAGAAUGAAACUCGAGUGGCUUCGAGCUGUCCAUUGCCUUGCAGUGCGUUCAAGAAUUGUAGUUCGUGUGUGAGACAUGCCAGUCAAUCAUCAGAGUGUCUGUGGUCAACGCAGCUGAACGAGUGCAUUGCACCGAUGUUCCAACCGUUGUACUGUUCGGGUGGGAUCUGUGGCUUGGUGGUGCGUCCGAACGAUCCUCAACACUGUCCGGAACCGUGCGCUAGCUUUACGCAAUGUUCCAGCUGUCUGCGCCACGCAUACUGCGGAUGGUGCUCCAAGAACGGUACGGAUGGUGAUGGUGUUUGUACGGAAGGUUCUGUCGAUGGUCCGGCAAAUCAUCCAGCAGGAUCGACCUGUGCCGCAAUCUACCAAACGCGCAGCAAAACACCUGCCAAUGCGACGGAACCAUUCGGGUGGAAUUACUUCAAGUGUCCUCCUGAGAAUGAGUGUGCGAACGGGCAUCACAACUGCAACGCGAAGUCGCAACGCUGUGUUGAUCAUCUCCAUGGAUACGAGUGUGUUUGUGCUCCGGGAUACAACUCGUCGAGCCUUGGUGGAGGUGGCACCUGUGUGCCUGUUUGUAGUCAAGGCUGUGUACGUGGACUGUGUACCGAGCCGGAUGUGUGCAGAUGCGACUUUGGUUAUGUCGGUGCGAACUGUAGUAUCCAGUGUCAGUGCAACGGUCACUCGAACUGUUCCGGAGCGGAUCAGCUCGAUCAGUGUGGCCACUGUCACAACAACACGAUGGGUCCACAGUGUGACAAAUGUUUACCGUUUUACGUUGGUGAUCCACGGAACGGUGGAUCGUGCGUACCUUGCCUGCAGUACUGUAACGGACAGACGGAUCUCUGUAUCGCACGGGAUGAGGAAGCGAUGUUGCGGAAUAUGUCCCGGCAGAAUUUGAAACGGAUGGUAACGGAAGGUCCAAUGGCAGAUGCGAUCUGUCUCGGGUGUGGGAACUACACGGAUGGUGAACAGUGUGAGACUUGCGUACCAGGCUAUUUCCGAAAAUCGGCCACACCUGGGAAGGCAUGUUCGCCGUGCGAGUGUAACGGGCAUGGUGAUAUGUGUGAUCCGAUGACGGGCGAGAAGUGUAACUGUGGCAAUAAUACCGAGAGUGAUAAUACCUGCUCAUCGAAGGGCAAAAACCAUGCGUUCAACUGUUGGUCGUUGCAGUGCACAAAGUGCCGUGACUCUUACUCCGGCCAUCCAAAUAAUGGACAUCAGUGUUACAAGCACAUUACGGUGGAGUCACGCAUGUGCUUUGACGCAAAAACGAUUGACGAAUGUAAAAUCAAACCACAGCCCCUGAAACCCGGCCAGACGGUGUUCUUCGUCAUCCAGCCGCGCUACAUGAACGUCGACAUCCGCUUCAUCGUGGACGUAACGCAGGGCGAGCUCGAUUUCUACAUGAGCCCCACGGACGAGUCGUUUAUCGUGCAGACGAACGCCACCACAGGCCACCACGAUAUCCUGCUCGAUAACCGUUAUGUUUGGUUCCAGAAACAAUCCAAAGUGUUCCGCUGGAAGACUGCUUCCUCCAUACCUCCCCAUGAAGAACUGCAUCCAUUAAACAUUCAAGCAUACGAGACGUACCCAAGCCUCGGACGUACCCAGAUAACUGGGGAGAAAAAUUCUCCCGUCUGUGGCGGUCUUCUGAACGAUGAUUUCUACGUAAACGAUCGUACGGCGAGCGAUCUCAUAACGUACGUAACGCUGCGUCAAUGCAAAUCUCUGCUGCGUGUGUUCGGUCUGAAAAAUCGGCUGGUCGUCACGCUGCCCCACACGGUGCACGCCCUCGGACAGACGAAGUUCUACAUCGCAUUGCGCGCCCGGCCCGGAUCGACGGCCAGCUACGGGUUGGUGUUUUUCCGCCAGGAUCAACUCCACAUCCAUCUGUUUGUAUUUUUCUCCGUCUUUUUCUCGUGCUUUUUCCUGUUUCUUGCAAUCUGUGUACUGGCGUGGAAAGCGAAACAGGCAGCCGAUAUGCGAAGGGCUCGCCGGCGCCAUGUCGUCGAGAUGCUGCACAUGGCAAAGCGUCCCUUCGGUCGGGUGAAUCUUUCACUCGAAAGCCCAUCGGUGGAAGCGGUAACCAUUACACCGGCACCGCACAGAAAACGUGGCCGUACUUCGAAACAUUCCACCAGUGGUUCCAGUGGUGGUAGUGGUGCGAUCAACGCACAACACGCUCAUCAUCAUCAUCACCAUCAUCAUCAUCAUCAUCAUCAGCAACAGCAGCAGCAUCAGUCACACCAUCAUAAUCAUCAUCAUCAACCGGAUAUAGGUCCCAUAGCGUUAGAACCAACGGCGGAUAAUUAUGCCGCUGUUGGUACAGUGUUCGUACGGUUACCCGGCAAGCAAAAGUCACAGAUAACGCUUGCGCUUGCCUCGGCACUGAUCGUUAAUGGGCGAUCGACCGGUGGCAGCUAUCCGUCCCAUUCGCGUGCGGCUGGCAGUGGUGGACAUCAUCGACGGCGUAGUUCACCCGGUGGUGGAAGCGUUUGUCAUGCUUCACCACGACAGCAUCCGCUACAUUAUUACAAUCAACAGCAGCAGCAGCAACAACAACAACAACAACAACAACAACAACAACAGCAGGCUCAACAACAUCAUCCAGAACCUGCCGAUGUGGUUGGACCGCUAGCAGAACGGCAACCAUUUAUCGAGGUGCACCAUCAUGAACAGGUUCCGCUGCAGCCGCUUGCACCGAACCGCGAGCGGCAGUAAA
Messenger RNA from Anopheles maculipalpis, 9292 nucleotides. It is a transcript of the gene Megf8, whose product is annotated as multiple epidermal growth factor-like domains protein 8. The transcript has 6 exons. Gene Ontology annotation, cellular component: Golgi apparatus. Gene Ontology annotation, molecular function: protein binding; calcium ion binding. Lineage: Eukaryota; Metazoa; Arthropoda; Insecta; Diptera; Culicidae. The coding region runs from base 1 to 9291 and encodes 3096 amino acids. The record is from RefSeq and is a predicted model, not a curated record.